Molecule: messenger RNA, 726 nt
Organism: Suncus etruscus (white-toothed pygmy shrew)
Lineage: Eukaryota; Metazoa; Chordata; Mammalia; Eulipotyphla; Soricidae
Gene: APOLD1
Product: apolipoprotein L domain containing 1
Biological process (GO): lipoprotein metabolic process; lipid transport
Cellular component (GO): membrane; extracellular region
Molecular function (GO): lipid binding
Source: RefSeq, a predicted model, not a curated record
AUGGAGCGGCAGGCUGGCACCGAGGCCCUGCGGCGCUUCCAGGAGCUGCUGCAGGAUCGCCGGGGCCAACUGCACCACCAGGUAUUGCGCCUACGCGAGGUGGCCCGGCGCCUGGAGCGCCUGCGAAGACGCUCCCUGCUGGCCAACGUGGCGGGCAGCUCGCUGAGCGUGGCGGGCUCGGUGACGGCCAUCGUGGGACUCUCGCUCAGCCCCGUCACCCUGGGAGUGUCUCUCAUCGCCUCGGCCGUGGGGCUAGGGGUAGCCACUGCCGGGGGAGCCGUCACGAUCACUUCUGAUCUGUCCCUGAUCUUCUGCAACUCCCGGGAGCUGCGGAGGGUGCAAGAGAUUGCGGCCUGCUGCCAAGACCAGAUGCGGGAGCUCCUGAGCUGCCUCGAGUUCCUCUGCCGCUGGCAGGGCCCCGGGGAUCGCCAGCUGUUGCUGUGCGGGAGGAAUGCCUCCAUGGCUCUGUAUGACUCUGUCUACUUCAUCGUCUUCUUCGGCUCCCGUGGCUUCCUUAUUCCCCGGCGGGCCGAAGGGGCCAGCAAGGUCAGCCAGGCGGUGCUCAAGGCCAAGAUUCAGAAACUGGCCCAGAGCCUGGAGUCGUGCACCGGGGCCCUGGACGAGCUCAGCGAGCAGCUGGAGGCCAGAGUCCAGCUCGGCACCAAGUCGGGCCGUGGCUACGACCUCCAACUCGCCACUGAACAGCCAAGCGAGGCCCCAAAAUAG